Pyricularia oryzae 70-15 is the source of this 936-nucleotide messenger RNA. RefSeq names its product meiotic chromosome segregation protein. NCBI's taxonomy places the organism in Eukaryota, Fungi, Ascomycota, Sordariomycetes, Magnaporthales, Pyriculariaceae. The transcript is spliced from 3 exons. The record is from RefSeq and is a predicted model, not a curated record. The coding region runs from base 1 to 936 and encodes 311 amino acids.
AUGACGGACAAAAGCAGCUCCAACAAUCCCGGCUCAUCUCUUGGCACCGCCGCCGAACGACUUGCCGCCCGCAAGCCGAUCCCCAAGCCGGUGCCGGCCUAUCUACCCCACCCCGGCUCGGCUUUGGCCGUCGACAAACAGCUGUACCAGACGAUUCAAGAGGCGCCGCGAGUGCUUCUGGAAGAAUUCACCUUGCCUAUUCGAUCGGGGCGGGCGUGGAAGGCAUCGGCGGGGUCCAUAGUGAGAAUCAGCACGCCAGAGGGGCCGCAAGUGGGCGACCUCAACAUCUGGAAUGCGCACAACCCCCGCGAGCGCUUCUGGGCCAGCCGCACAAAGCAGCUGCACGCGUCUCACGUGUCCACGCACGACCGGCUGUGGUCCUGCCUGCCGUACAUGCGACCUCUGGCCACCAUCGUCGCCGACUCGCUGGCCUGGUACGGGGUCGACGAGACGGGCGGCCGCGUGCACGACCUGCUGGGCACUCGCUGCGACCCUUAUAUCAACACCGUGCUCAGCGGCGGCAGCUACGACUUUCAGUGCCACUCCAACCUCACCCGGGCCGUCGUGCCCUUUGGCCUCGAGGAGAGGGACGUCCACGACGUCAUCAACCUGUUUCAGGUCACGGGGCUGGACGACGAGGGCAGGUAUUUCAUGAACCCGUGUCCCGCGCAGGCCGGGGAUUACAUUGAAUUUCUGUGCGAGCAGGAUCUGUUGUUUGCCUUGAGCACCUGUCCUGGUGGCGACCUCUCUCUCUGGGGCUUCGGCAGCGACAGCGAAAAGGAAAUGAUCAAAUGCUGCCGGCCGCUCAAGGUCGAGGUAUUUGCUCUUCAGGACGGCGGUGCACUUCUCGAGUCCAAGGGGUGGAAGCCUGCGGAAAAAUCAGCAUACGCAGGCAGGCACGGGAUGCAUGUCCCGCUAGGAGAAGGCAUAAAUUAA